UGUCUAAUUAUACUGAAAAAAUGGAACCAUCAUAGUGUUUCAUACGACCUCAACUUUUCUCUUUCACUUGAGAUGCCAUGCCCAGUAAAACCCUAAACCUCCAUGAUAGUACCAGAGCAAAGCUUCCAUUUGGAGUUCCAGGACGCUACGUUUCGUCAGUGGUACACAUCAUGAAUGGAGGGUAGAAUCGUCAUUUUGCAAAGAUUAGGGAUGGCUUGGUCAUUGGCCCUAUAAAUUAGGGUUUAAGGCUCUGGUUCGGUUAAACCAUGAUUGCACUGAGGACCUGGAGCAAGCUAUUAGUGAAACCAGCGUCCUUUGCUCCCAUGGCUGCUUCUCUUAACAAACUGCCAUAUUCUGUGGCUUCUGGUUUUUCUAAGAAACGGGUAGGCACCCAUAAUGGAAGUUUUCACUGUGAUGAAGCCCUUGGCUGCUUCAUGAUUCGCCUCACAGAUAAAUUUGCAGAUGCUGAAGUUGUUAGGUCCAGAGAUCAUCAGGUGUUGGAUGCACUGGAUGUUGUUCUUGAUGUUGGGGGUGUGUAUGAUCCCAGCCGAGAUCGUUACGAUCAUCAUCAGAAAGGUUUCAAUGAAGUUCUUGGCCAUGGGUUUACCACCAAACUCAGUAGCGCUGGGCUCGUCUACAAGCAUUAUGGAAUGGAGAUUAUUGCAAAGGAGCUUCAGCUGGAGGAGGGACACCCUGAUGUACAACGGCUGUUUUUGGCUAUAUAUAAAAGCUUUAUGGAGGCAAUUGAUGCCAUCGACAAUGGAAUUAAUCAAUAUGACACAGAUCAGCCACCAAAAUAUGUAAACAACACACACUUGUCUUCACGAGUUGGCCGUUUAAAUCUGGAUUGGACAGAUCCGGAUCAAUCGUCUCAGAAGGAAAAUGAAGCCUUUCAACAUGCAAUGGAACUUGCCGGUGGUGAAUUAAUGGAGAAUGUUCGGUUCCAUGCUAGGUCUUGGCUGCCUGCACGAUCUAUUGUUAUGGAUUGCUUAGCAGCAAGGCAUGAGAUUGAUUCCAGUGGAGAAAUUAUGGUCUUGAAGAAAUUCUGCCCUUGGAAGCUUCAUUUAUUUGAACUCGAGGAGGAAAUGAAGAUUGAGCCUCCCAUCAAAUAUGUUCUAUAUGAGGACGAGAGAAGCAAGAAAUGGAGAGUCCAGGCAGUUGCAAUAGCUCCUGAUAGAUUUGAGAGCCGGAGGCCUCUUCCUUCCUCUUGGAGAGGUCUUAGAGAUUCUGAACUCUCCAAUGAAUCUGGUAUUUCUGGCUGUGUCUUUGUGCACAUGAGUGGUUUCAUUGGGGGCAAUGACACUUACGAAGGUGCUCUUGCCAUGGCAAAAGCUGCCUUGAGAUUAUGACCCUUAAAAAAGUGACUUGGGUUUAAUGGAUUCAGCAAAUUAACUGAGGCUCUUCAAUUUUGAUGGCAUUUAUUGUAUGAUUACAGCUCCAAUGUGAUGACCUUGGUUUUUCAUCACAAACGGGACAAAUUGUUGUUAUUCUAAAGGCCAUCUCCUUCGAGGCUUUAUCAGGAUGUCGUUGGAUUGCUUCUAGGAAAGUAAUGGGGGUUCUAUUUCCUUUCCUUUUAUAUUUUUUCUGCACUGAUUAGUUAUCUUACCCUUAGUUGCGACAGUUCUGUUUAUGUAAGUACUUCAGCAUUUUCAUUAUUAUUUGGUUAUAAAAGAUAAAAUUGCUUUUUAACUUUUGAUGGUCUGACAGUGCUUUUUGCUCAACUUCAAGUCAAAUUUUGGGCAAAAAUGACUUUCACGUGCCUUUUUUGUAUGACUAUACUACAAUAAACAAAGUUUCUUGGCCAAUAUAA
Molecule: messenger RNA, 1810 nt
Organism: Amborella trichopoda
Lineage: Eukaryota; Viridiplantae; Streptophyta; Magnoliopsida; Amborellales; Amborellaceae
Cellular component (GO): nucleus; cytoplasm
Source: RefSeq, a predicted model, not a curated record